AUGAUGUUUACCCCUAGAUAUCAGUUGAGACAAGUUUUGGUUGGGAUAACAAUAGCAUUUCUUAUCGUAGUAGCUUACUUCAGAAAUGGGAGUUCAGCUUCUGGGGUAUACUCAUUAUCUUCAUCUACUUCAACAAUUCCCAGAACAUUCAAUGGGAAGCUUAAAUUAUCACCAUUACAUUCCUUUUGGAAUACAACUCUUGGGUUAAUGUAUGAGUAUGAACCUAAAUUCGAUGUCACUAAUCCAAUCCAUGUGGUUGACCACCUCGAAUCUAUGGGUGGAGUUAGGACCAAAGAAGCAUUAUUGGCAAGGUCUGUUAUAAGCGAAAAAGUUAUUGAAGAAUUAAAGAAAAAACAUGCUGGAAUGCUUAAAAACUUACCUAAAUCAUUGCCAUAUGUAAAUGGUAAGAAUGGAAUUGUUUUCAUUGGAGGGGGCAAGUUUUCUUGGUUGACCUAUGUUUCAUUGAUGGGCUUGAGAAAUACUGGAUCAAAACUUCCUGUGGAAGUUAUUUUGCCUAGUUAUGCAGAUUAUGAAGAAGAGGUAAACUUUUGUACAGAAAUCUUACCUAGGUUGAAUGCUGUCUGUGUAGUUAUUCCAGAAGUAAUGGGCCCUGGUGCAUUAUCCUUGCAAUCUAAGAAGACUAAAUUUCAAAAUUACCAGUUCAAAUCUUUGGCAUUAAUGGUCUCUUCGUUUCAAAACGUCUUACUCCUUGACCUGGACAAUAUCCCUUUGGCAAAUCCUGAUUCCCUUUUCGAAAGUUCGAUGUUUGCACAGAAUGGAAUGGUUACUUGGCCAGAUUUCUGGGAAAGGACUACAUCCCCUGUCUUUUAUGACGUUGCUGGAAUUAAUGUAGAUGAACUGAAAAGAAUUAGAUCAGAAGCAUAUUCAGUUUUUCAGGAUACAGCUUCAAAAGUCUCGAAAAAUAGAGAUGAAGGAGCAGAUUUUGGUGAUAAUAAAGAAAAAGAUAUUCCGUAUCACGAUUUUAGUGGAACUAUCCCCAACCCCUCGACUGAAUCGGGACAGUUUUUAAUUAACAAGAAGACUCAUAGUGAAACAUUAUUACUUUCCAUGUAUUAUAACUUGUACGGACCAAAAUUGUAUUAUAAAUUGCUUUCUUUAGGUGAACCAGGUGAAGGAGACAAAGAUACAUUCAUUGCAGCCGCUCAUGUGUUAAAUCAAAAAUAUUACCAAGUGCACACGAAAGUACGCUCACUUGGAUACUGGGAUAAAGGAGAUUUUAAUGGUGUGGCAAUGAUGCACAGAGAUCCAAUCGCUGACUAUAAAGAUUUCCAAAAAUUUAUCAGACCCAACUUAAAUAAAUAUAAGCCUAUGGAUGAACAAAUUUCAAUACUUAAAACCCUUGAUGAUAAAUACUUCCUGGCAAACAACAAGUUGCCCUAUUACUUUAUGCAUUGCAACUUUCCCAAGCUUGAUCCAUUAGUUCUCAUGGGAAUCGAUAAAUUGUAUGAUAAAGGUUCAAACAGAUUGAACUACAGAAUGUAUAGUGAAUUUGAGUACAUAUUCGGAACUGGUGAGCAAACAGAAUAUAGUGACUCUGGUGUCAAAAUUGACUUUGAAUUACAACAAUGGCGCAACAUUCGCUUUACUUUAUGUGAAGAGAAACUCUAUUUCCGUCAUUUUAAAGAUAUAUCAUACGAUAAUCUCUGCGAAUUUGCUAAUAAUCAAGUAAAAUGGUUGAGCAGCACUUCCAAACAAUGA
Dujonia railenensis is the source of this 1719-nucleotide messenger RNA. The record is from the annotation of a GenBank genome assembly. NCBI's taxonomy places the organism in Eukaryota, Fungi, Ascomycota, Pichiomycetes, Serinales, Debaryomycetaceae.